Miscanthus lutarioriparius is the source of this 918-nucleotide messenger RNA. Lineage: Eukaryota; Viridiplantae; Streptophyta; Magnoliopsida; Poales; Poaceae. The record is from the annotation of a GenBank genome assembly.
AUGGCCGACCGCGUCCACUCCAUGCCAUCUCCCUCCUCCUCCCCGCUUCCACCUCCGCCAGGGCGACGGCGACCCGACCACCACCAUCACCAACAAUCCGACGCCGACCCCGACCCCGCGGCAGCGCCGGCCACGGAUGAGACGACGCCGUUGCACCCGUCCUUCUUCCACGACCGCCCGCUCGCGCUCUCGCCGCCGCCAGGCACGUACAUCAUCCAGGUGCCGAAAGACCAGGUCCUCCGCUCGCCGCCCCCGGACCGCGCGCGCCGCUACAAGAAGCUAGCCGGCCGCCCCGCGCGGCGCCGCCGCCUCCGCCGUGCGUGCUGCCUCUCCUGCGCCGCGCUCCUCGCCAUCCUCGCCGCCGCAGCCGCCUUCGCAGGCGCCGUCUUCCUCAUCUUCCGCCCGCGCGCGCCGUCCUUCUCCGUACCCUCCUCGCUCUCCAUCCGCGGCCUCGACGCCACCGCCCUCGCCUCGCCGCCCACCGCCGGCCUCUCCCCCGCGCUCGACGCCGCCGUGCGUGCCGACAACGGCCGCAACGGGAAGGUGGGCGUGGAGUACCGCGCCGGCGGCAACGUCGCGGUGUCCUACGCCGGGCAGCGGCUCGCGGCAGGCCCGUGGCCCGCGUUCCGUCAGGCGCCGCGGAACGUCACGGUGGUCGCGGCGGCCAUGAGGGGCCAGGGCGUGCGCCUCACGGACGCGCAGAGGAGGCAGCUCGCCGCCAACCGGGCCGCCCGCGCCGUGCCGCUCACGGUGGAGGCGAGGGUGCCCGUGCACCUGCGCUUUGGGAAGGUGCUCCGGACGUGGACCAUCGACGUCAAGGUCCGGUGCGAGGUGGCCGUCGACAGGCUGGACGGGAACGCCGCGGUGGUGAACAGGGGGUGCAGGGUCAGGGUCAAGCCGCUCUGGUGGUGGUGGUGA